Molecule: messenger RNA, 2527 nt
Organism: Punica granatum (pomegranate)
Lineage: Eukaryota; Viridiplantae; Streptophyta; Magnoliopsida; Myrtales; Lythraceae
Source: RefSeq, a predicted model, not a curated record
AUUGAGGGAAGAGAGAGAGAGAGAGAGAGAGAGAGAGAGAGAGAGAGAGUUUUCCUUCUUCUUCCUCCUCUGCUCUGCCCCGUUUUCCUCUGUUUCGCUCACUAUGCUCUGACCCUCCCACCCCACCGCCACCGCCACCGCCAUGCCCUCCCGCCCUCUCGACCCAUCUUCCGCCGCGGCGGUUCCUCCGCCUCUCCACCAUCACAUCCUUCCCCAGCACAAAAAGCCCAACCUCCUCCUGCCCCUCCUCGCCGCCUCCCUCACCUUCAUCUUCCUCUUCCUUCUCAUCCUCCUCUGCGUCUUCCUCUACCGCAGGCUCUCCCGCAGCCGCACCGCCCCCGCCACCACAGACUCCAAGUCCCCCCAUCACCUCCUCCAGCAUUCCCAGCUCCGCCGGUUCUCCUACUCCCUCCUGCGCCGCUCCACCGGUUCUUUCUCCCCCACCACUCUUCUCGGCCACGGCGGCUUCGGCUCCGUCCACAAGGCCACCCUCCCCACCCACCACCCUUCCCCUCUCGCCGUCAAGCUCAUGGACCCCACCCGUUCCCCUCUCCAGCAGGGUGAGCGCGAGUUCCACAACGAGCUCUCCCUCGCUCACCUCACCCUCUCCUCCCCCCACAUCCUCUCCCUCCUCGGCUUCUCCUCCAACCGCAAGGGCGACCGCCUCCUCCUCGUCUACGAGCUCAUGCCCAACCGCAGCCUCCAGGAGUCCCUCCUCGAGAGCAAGCGCCCCGAGCUAUCCGACUGGAGCGCUCGCUUUGCCAUCGCUCUUGACGUGGCCCGCGGCCUCGAGUAUCUCCACCACUCCUGCGACCCCCCCGUUAUCCACGGUGACAUUAAGCCCAGCAAUGUCCUGCUCGAUGGGGAUUUCCGGGCCAAGAUUGGAGAUUUCGGGCUUGCAAGGUUGAAGACCGACUACGAGGAUCCCAUUACCGCCCUCGAAGGGAAUAGUGGUAAUACCAAUAACAAUGGCGGAGAAGGGGAUCAGUGCGUGAGGAGGUUCAAUGGAGAAGAUAAUGGGUCGAUUCUUGAGGAGACGGAGAGCGUCUUGACGGGGUGCACCGAGGGCGCGGAUCAGUCACCUGAGAGUUGCGUGAUUCGGGUUGUGGAUGCUGGGGCAGUGUCGCCGGAGAUGGGGAUGGAGAAGGGGAGCGCUUCCGAGGGAUGCUUCGAUGGAAUAAGCAUGGAUAAUGGAGCUGUUAAUGGUGGCGAGAGGAAGGCAACGAGUUCUAGAAGGGAUUGGUGGUGGAAACAGGACAGUGGAGGAGGAGUGAAAGACUAUGUGAUGGAGUGGAUUGGGAACGAGAUCAAGAAGGAGCGGCCGAAGACAAGGUGGGUGGACGGGAGCGGUAAUGGAACAGGGACAGGCCUGAAGGCCGAGUCCAAGAGGAAGCAGAAGAAGCAGUGGGAGUGGUGGGUGUCGUUGGAUGAUAAGGAGGAGAAGGUUGCCCGGAAGCCAAGGAAGUGGUGGAAGGAGGAGUUCUGUGACGAGCUCUCGAGGAAGGCCAAGAAGAAGAAGAAGACCAAGAGAGGGCAUAGCUCGAGUAAUGGCAAUGGCGGAGGAGAGUUGUGGUGGCAGAAUGAAGAUGAAGAGGAUUUCGAUGAAUCGGGGCAAGAGCGGAAGAAGAGGAAGAGCACGAAGAGUAAUAGCCUGAGUAGCAUUGACUGGUGGUUGGACGGUCUGAGUGGUGAGCUGAUGAGGAACAAUGGGAGAAGAAAUAGCCAAGAAUGGGCCAGCUGCAACUCCGGUGAUGCGAAUAUCCCCAAGAGUGGAGCAGUUAGUAGCACCCCGAGCAUGCGAGGCACCGUAUGUUACAUCGCCCCCGAGUACGGGGGGGCUGGUGGGCCUGGAUUGAGGUUGUCAGAGAAGUGCGACGUGUACAGUUUCGGGGUUCUGCUAUUAGUCUUGGUAUCAGGCCGGAGGCCUCUCCAGGUGACCGCCUCCCCGAUGUCGGAGUUUGAGCGGGCGAACCUGAUCUCAUGGGCCCGUCAGUUGGCCUGCAAUGGGAAGCUACUGGACCUCGUCGACAAGUCCAUCCAUUCAUUGGAUGAGGACCAAGCGGUCCUUUGCAUCACGAUAGCGCUGCUUUGCCUGCAGAGAUGUCCAAGCAAGAGGCCUAGCAUGAGGGAGAUUGUCGAGAUGCUCUCGGGCCACGCAGGCCCCCCUCAGCUCCCGUUCGAGUUCUCGCCCUCCCCACCCUCGAACGCCCGAUUCAAGUCUCUGAGAAAGGCCCAAUGAGUAGGGUAGGGUAACUCAAUUACCAGUUUCCACUGACUGUAGAUUGGUAACUCACUAGAGUGAGUUUGUAUACCAAGUUAACUGUUGCUAAUUGUUAUCUUAUGAUGGUUUGCUGAAAUUGAGGGAUCCAAAAGAUAAAAAGAGAGCUUCUUGAGACAUGUCAUGAGUGGUGGGUCUUUUAAUGCAAAUGCCUGGUCCUUUUGAGAUGUCUUGCCCUGGCCUACCACCAAGUGUAUAUCUAUAUCUAUAUUUAUAUCUAUAUACAAUAUCAGCAGACGAUCUUUUCCA